This is a messenger RNA of Episyrphus balteatus (marmalade hoverfly), 831 nucleotides long. RefSeq lists its product as uncharacterized. Bases 1 to 831 code for a protein of 276 amino acids. The transcript is spliced from 2 exons. Lineage: Eukaryota; Metazoa; Arthropoda; Insecta; Diptera; Syrphidae. The record is from RefSeq and is a predicted model, not a curated record.
AUGAAAUUCUUUAUUGUGUCCGUUUGUGUCCUGCUUUUGAGCAAUGGAAUAUACGCUGAAAUCGAUAAUAAUUCUGUGGAUACACCAAAUGCUAGUGGAUUUGAAAAGUGCCUGGAUGCUGAUUCAAUUUCCUGUCUACAAAUGACGCUCUUCCGUCGUGCCAAAUCAAUCUUUGACAAUCCCCAAAUUGAAGUUUUCGGCGGAGUAUCUCUCAUCAAGGACAACCAAGGUCGCCAAGGCAAAUCACUCGAUGACAACUCCCUAGCUGUCGAAGUCGCCCCCUCAGUUGAAGCACGUACCACCGAAAUGUCCACCUAUUUCAUCAACAGCAUGAAAAAUUUCUUCGCUGAACGUUCAUUGAGCUUCAACUUUGCCAACACCGCCCGCAGCAUUGCUCGUGCAAUUCCAUCUGACAUCAAGGAUGACAUUAAGGAAUUGAUCUCUGAAGCUCGUACUGGCAAGAAGAAGCGUCUUUUGAAGAAAUUCUUGCCAAUCAUUUUGGGAAUUGGUGCUAAAGUCGCUUUGUUGGGAGUUGCUUCAAUGUUCGGUGUCUUGUUGAUGGCUAAGAAGGCUUUGGUUAUUUCUGUUUUGGCCCUUGGUGUGGCUCUAUUGGCUGGUAUUGGUAGCAAAGUAGGUAGCGCUGCCGGUGCUGCUUCUGGUCUAUUGGGCGGACUUGGUGGACUCUUCUCACGCGGAGGCGGUGGUCUAUUGGGAAGCUCAUCGAACUUGGUGCCAAGCACUUCAUCCGGAUGGGAUUCAAACGGUGCUUAUAGCUCACCUGUUGCACAAUCUGUCGCAUACCAAGGUUAUAAACAAGCUAGAAGGCGAUAA